AUGUCCAUCGUCAGGAAAUCCUACGGCGAGCGCGCCAAGCUCUCCACUAACGACCUCUCCAAGAAGAUGUUCGACCUCAUGGAGAAAAAGCAAACAAACCUCUCGGUCGCAGUGGACGUCACCAAAAAACGCGAGUUAAUCGAGAUCGCGGAUAAAGUCGGUCCAUACAUCUGUCUCCUCAAGACCCACAUCGACAUCGUCGAGGAUUUCGACAACGAUUUGGUCGAGCAACUCAAGCGUCUCGCAAAGAAACACAACUUCCUCAUCUUCGAGGACCGCAAGUUCGCGGAUAUCGGGUCUACGGUACAGUUGCAGUACUCCUCCGGAAUUUACAAGAUUGCGUCGUGGGCAGAUAUCACCAACGCACACCCGAUCCCGGGAGAGGGUAUCAUCACCGGUCUCAAAUCGAUCGGUCUCCCACUCAACCGCGGUCUCCUCCUCCUCGCCGAGAUGUCGUCCGCCGGCUCCCUCGCGACAGGUUCCUACACCGACGCAACCAUCUCCAUGGCCCGUCGUCACAAGGAUUUCGUCAUGGGAUUCGUGGCGGGUAGGAGACUUUCUGAUCGUGAGGGCGAGGAUUUCAUCACGAUGUCUCCGGGGGUUGGGUUGGAUGAUAAGGGUGAUUCGAUGGGACAGCAGUAUCGGACGCCGAAGGAGGUUAUUGGGGCUUGUGGGAGUGAUGUUAUUAUUGUUGGGAGGGGGAUUUAUGGGAAGGGGAAGGAUGUUGUUAAGGAGGCGAAGAGGUACAGGGAUGCUGGAUGGGCUGCUUACCUUGGGAGGAUUGAGUAA
Molecule: messenger RNA, 789 nt
Organism: Saitoella complicata NRRL Y-17804
Lineage: Eukaryota; Fungi; Ascomycota; Saitoellomycetes; Saitoellales; Saitoellaceae
Product: orotidine-5'-phosphate decarboxylase
Exons: 1
Coding region: 1-789 (262 amino acids)
Biological process (GO): 'de novo' UMP biosynthetic process; 'de novo' pyrimidine nucleobase biosynthetic process
Cellular component (GO): cytosol
Molecular function (GO): orotidine-5'-phosphate decarboxylase activity
Source: RefSeq, a predicted model, not a curated record